Phacochoerus africanus (Common warthog) is the source of this 5872-nucleotide messenger RNA. RefSeq names its product TNF alpha induced protein 3 (gene TNFAIP3). Gene Ontology annotation, cellular component: cytoplasm; nucleus. Lineage: Eukaryota; Metazoa; Chordata; Mammalia; Artiodactyla; Suidae. The transcript has 9 exons. The coding region runs from base 1547 to 3904 and encodes 785 amino acids. Gene Ontology annotation, biological process: cytoskeleton organization; protein K29-linked deubiquitination; positive regulation of Wnt signaling pathway. Gene Ontology annotation, molecular function: zinc ion binding; cysteine-type deubiquitinase activity; DNA binding. The record is from RefSeq and is a predicted model, not a curated record.
CAGCAGCGUCAGAGAAGUAUGUAUGUAGCAGUGGGUCUUCGGCUUGCCUUUGGGGGGAGGGCGUGGGGGAGCUCCAGUUUAAAGCAUCUGCAGGCCCCUACCCCCGAGUCAGGCUGCCUUUGUCAGCCGGGGUCGUCCCACAUCCUGCCACCUGGCCUUUCAGGAAAGCCGUAGUAUUAAGUAAGGAAGGAGCUCAGCUCUUGUUGAGACCGCUUUGUUUUCAGUUCUCCCUGCCUCUGAUCUUCUUUCCUUGGAAAGCUGCUCUGGUCAAGUGUCUCAGGGCCACCUUUUGGGAGAAUCACUGUUUAAGAGUUCUCUGGACUACAGCCCCACUCUUCCAGAUGGUUAAGCAGCCAGUUACUGCUUCAUUCUUCGUGUCUAAGGUGUAUCUUACUUUUUUUUCCAAUUCUUCAUACAAUUUUUGAAUGAGGGGGCUACUUUCCAAAACUUCGAUGGGGUGAUUUGGAUGAAAAAAGUCAGUGAAGUUAACAGAAGGGUGCAAGAAAUGUUAAGGGCAAUAUUGUUUGUCUUUGCCUAUAAGGACAUUACAAUCAUAGCUCAGAAAUUCUUUAUCAUGGGUCAGAUUAUUCUUUAAUUAUAAGUACGGAGAAGGCCAAGUUCUGGGCACUUGGGCAGUGAGUUUUGAUUUCUUUUAAGGAGGCAAUUCUGCAGGCCAUUCGAGGUUGAACCAAUGAAUGAGAUGACACUGGGCUAUGAAAUAUUGACGUUUGCAUGUCUGGCCUAUGAUUGCAGCUCUUACUAUUUGAGAGCUUUGCUGAAUGAUCCUAGGUGCAGAAAAUAAUAGGAGAGUCAGAGAAGCAAAAAGAGGCAACACCUUGUUUCAGACCUUGCUCUUGCCUGUCUGUUCCAAUGUGGGAGCAGCAGGCACUGCAACCACAGGUGUGGUGUUGUGAGGUGAGCAAGGGGGCAGGUGUUGGAAGACUUGGCUUCCAGGCAGAGCCCUGCCCCUGCAUGACAUGGGACCUACCUGAGCAGGACCAGUACUUGAGUUGCUAUAGCAAGAGACCUAGAUGGUCAUGAGAUUUCAAGCCCGGGAAGAAGGGCAUCUUUGAUCUUUAGCCUCAGCAUCAAGCCUGGGUCUUGAUGGUCAGGCAGUGGUCAUAUGUGGUCAGGUGGUGCUUGGUGAGUGAUGGAUGGACAUGUGAAUGACAUCGUGAAAGCAACUUUUGCCAUGCCACAGAGGGGAAGUGUGUGUGAUGUUUUUGUCCCUUCUCUGUGUCUGUGGUCCUGCCAUGAUUUUGUUUAAUUCCACCUGCAGAGAAUGUCUGACAUCAAAGGAGAGAUUGCCAUUUGACCCUGAGAAUGACUUCUUCCGGGCUUCAACAGCUGUCAGAUUAGGAAUCCCGAUCUAAAUCUACCACCAGAAAACUCCUCAGAGGCAACCACGGGGUCAUCCAAGCCACCUCUCCCCUUUGAGUGGCCCAUGCUCACUUAGACCAUUUUAUCAAGGGUGCCUCCACCCACCCAGCACUGGCUCUCCUAUAAUCUAGGUUUUUUGCCUCCCUCUUAGGCCUUGUAGAGCACCAUGGCUGAGCAACUCCUUCCCCUGGCUUUGUAUUUGAGCAACAUGCGGAAAGCUGUGAAGAUAAGAGAGAGAACUCCAGAAGAUAUUUUCAAACCUACCAAUGGAAUCAUUCACCAUUUUAAAUCCAUGCACCGAUACACUCUGGAAAUGUUCAGAACCUGCCAGUUUUGUCCACAAUUUCGGGAGAUCAUCCACAAAGCUCUCAUCGACAGAAACAUCCAGGCCUCCCUGGAAAGCCAGAAGAAGCUCAACUGGUGUCGAGAAGUGAGGAAGCUUGUGGCACUGAAAACGAAUGGGGACGGGAACUGCCUCAUGCAUGCUGCUUCCCAGUACAUGUGGGGUGUUCAGGACACAGACUUGGUGCUGAGGAAGGCGCUCUUCAGCACCCUCAAGGAGACGGACACACGCAACUUUAAAUUUCGCUGGCAGCUGGAGUCCCUUAAAUCUCAGGAAUUCGUGGAAACGGGGCUUUGCUAUGACACCCGGAAUUGGACUGAGGAAUGGGACAACCUUAUCAAAAUGGCAUCCACGGACACACCAGUGGCCCGAAGUGGACUUCAGUAUAAUUCACUGGAAGAAAUACACAUAUUCGUCCUUUGCAACAUCCUCAGGAGGCCAAUCAUCGUCAUUUCAGACAAGAUGCUGAGAAGUUUGGAAUCGGGUUCUAAUUUCGCUCCUCUGAAGGUGGGCGGAAUUUACUUGCCUCUGCAUUGGCCCGCCCAGGAAUGCUACAGAUACCCUAUCGUUCUCGGCUACGACAGCCAACACUUUGUCCCCCUGGUGACCCUGAAGGACAGUGGGCCGGAAAUCCGAGCUAUUCCACUUGUUAACAGAGAGCGAGGAAGAUUCGAAGACUUAAAAGUUCACUUCUUGACAGAUCCCGAAAAUGAGAUGAAGGAAAAGCUCCUGAAAGAGUACUUGACGGUGAUAGAAAUCCCCGUUCAAGGCUGGGACCAUGGCACCACCCAUCUAAUUAAUGCUGCAAAGUUGGAUGAAGCUAACUUACCCAAAGAAAUAAACCUGGUAGAUGAUUACUUCGAACUUGUCCAGCAUGAGUACAAGAAGUGGCAGGAAAACAAUGAGCAGGGGCGGAGAGCCACGCACCCUCAGAACCCUCUGGAGCCUUCCGUGCCCCAGCUUUCUCUCAUGGACAUCAAGUGCGAGACGCCCAACUGCCCUUUCUUCAUGUCGGUGAACACCCAGCCCUUGUGCCACGAGUGCUCAGAGAGACGGCAGAAGAACCAAAGCAAACCCCCAAAGCCCACCUCCAAGCCGGACCCCGAGGCGCUGCCCGGCCUGGCGCUCGGAGCCUCCCGCGGGGAGGCCUGGAACCCCGAGGAGCCCUCCGGGGGCCCCCGAUCAGCCCCUCCGACGGCUCCCAGCCUCUUCCUGUUCAGCGAGACCACGGCCAUGAAGUGCAGGAGCCCCGGCUGCCCCUUCACGCUCAACGUGCAGCACAACGGCUUCUGCGAGCGAUGCCACAAUGCCCGGCAGCUCAGCGCCGGCCACCCCCCGGACCCCACACGCCAUCUCGACCCCAGCAAGUGCCAAGCCUGCCUCCAGAACGUCACCAGGACGUUUAACGGGAUCUGCAGCACUUGCUUUAAAAGGACUACGGCUGAGCCCGCCUCCAGCCUCGGCUCCAGCAUCCCCCUAUCCUGCCACCAGCGCUCCAAGUCGGACCCCUCGCAACUGGCCCAGAGCGUCUCCCCACACCCCUGCCGCAGAGCCGGGCCCGAGGCUCCCUCUGGCUGCUCCGCCUCGGCCGCACGGACUCCGGGGGACAGGACGGGGACAAGCAAGUGCAGAAAAGCCGGCUGCAUGUACUUUGGGACUCCGGAAAACAAAGGCUUUUGCACGCUGUGUUUCAUUGAGUACAGAGAAAAUAAACAUUUCGUCACUGCCUCGGGGAAAGCCAGUCCCACGGCCUCCAGGUUCCAGAAUGCCGUCCCCUGCCUGGGCAGGGAAUGCGGCGCCCUCGGAAGCACGGUGUUUGAAGGAUACUGUCAGAAGUGUUUCAUUGAGGCUCAGAAUCAGAGAUUUCAUGAAGCAAAAAGGACUGAAGAGCAGCUGAGGCUGAGCCAGCGCAGAGACUUGUCACGAGCCACCCAGAGCGCUUCCAGGUCCAAGUGCGCCCGGGCCACCUGCAGGAACGUGCUGGCCUGCUGCAGCCAGGAGCUGUGCAUGGAGUGCCAGCCCCUUGGCCAACGAGUGAGCCCUGGCGCCCGGCGGCCAGAGCCCGUCCCAGAGGAUCCCCCAACGCAGCGCUGCCGGGCCCCCGCCUGCGACCACUUCGGCAACGCCAAGUGUAACGGCUACUGCAAUGAGUGCUUUCAGUUCAAGCAGAUGUAUGGCUAGCCUGAGACAGGGCGGCAGCCCGGCCCAGGGAGACCUGGAACUUUAGCCAGCGUGGUGCUCUGCUGUCAAGACCCCCAUGCCACCGGAGGGUCCAUCCUUGCACGAUUAGCUCAGGGUUCGUCUGAGCAAGGGAGGAAAGUAGCUCUCGGUCACAGCCUGAAAUGGGAGCGGCACGUAUGGCUGGCAGCAGAUGGCCUGGGAUUCAGCCCGGGGCUGCUCCUCCUCUCCUUCCAAGCAGGAGGCCAGGGACCUCGUGGACUCAGUAUGCAGGCCAGGACUGCUGCUGCAUCUUUCAAGAAAAAGGAGAAGACACAGGGUCAGGAGGGCCAGGAAACCUGGAGCCAUUCCCCCUGCCCUCCAGCCACACUUGUCACUCAAGGAGACCCAUCGUCUCACUCAAGGAGAUGAAGGGCUGAAGCCUCAGGGCGAGUGGGCCCUCCCCGCCAGGAGCGCAGGAAGCUUGGGGAAAGUGGACAGAUCCAGAGUGUCAGUCAUUUGGGGUAUUUCCCUGCCUGCCUCAUUCCUUUCCCACAGACAGGGCAGAAGCAGAACCAUCCAUGGACUAUGAUUCUGAGGCUGCUGAAACUGAACAAGUUAACAAUGAAAAGCAAAUCAGCUGCUCUUUACAAUAUGCACCUUUUAAAACUCAGACCGUCUUAGUGGGCAGAUGUGUAACUCUUUUGGUUAUCACUGUCUUUACUUCUAAAGGUUACACUGAACUGAGGUGUGCAUAAACACAGUACACAUGUAAUGUCCCCUUAUGUAUAAGGGAAUAGUUGGCUUUUUUUUUUUUUUUUUUUUUUUAACUGGAGUGAAAUGCUGCCCUAGGAGUUGUAAGUAAGAAGACUGAAUAAUAAUAACCUGUUUUCUGGUUGUUGUUGGGGCAGGCACCAUCCAUAACAGCAGCACUCUAUUCAAUCUAUGUAAAUCACUUUAUUUAUUUUAUUGCAAACUUUAAAGUUAUUUAAGUGAAGAUGUUCCUUUUGAUCUAAGGAAGAUGCAGAACUGUCUUCCUGCUUGCUUUCAAUCACGUGAUCGACUGGGGCAAGUUCCCGACCGCAGUGGAGGUGUCGUCCUCGUCCAUGCUCUUUGGUUGCCUUCCCUAGGAAAGACGGAAUUGCAUCGACAGUAAGUUCAUGAAAAUCUCACGCUUCUUCGUGAAACUCUGGCCAGAGCCACUUCCCAGCCCUCUUAUAAGAAACUGUUCUCCAGCAGCGUAUAGAUGCUUCUGCGUAUCCUACCUCCUUAGAGAGGCGAUUGGGAAGGAGUGGGGGUGAGAUUGGAGAUCACAGUGAGAGAUGCUGCCUUUGAUGCUGGUCUUAUUUGCUGUAUUAAUGCUGUGUCCUGGGGUGCGGGGCAGUGACCUCAUGCCCAGAGGCCACCUUAGCACUGGGACAGCAAAACCCUUGUAACCAUGAGUAUGAGAUUUCUUUCUGUCCUUGGCUUGCAGUGUCUCUGUGUGCUUUGUGUGUUACUGUCAUACUUGUUCUAGGGGAAAAAAAAAAAAAAAAAGAAAGAAAGGCAGGGGAAACACAUUGUCCCCAGAGGUAAAGGCUGCUAUUUUAUUUUAUUUUAUUCUUUCGGCCUGGACUUACGACCUGAAAAUUGGCAAGUGCUAACUCUCCAUGGCCUUUACUUGUGCUACGUUUUCCCCUUGGAACACCAUAGGCCUUUUUCCUCAACAUAUCUCUGUGUAAUUUCUUUCAAAGGUUUCAAAUAAACUUCAGUGUGUUCAUUUAGUUCUUUUAAAGUUGUUAUUUUAAUAUUGUAUGUGUAUCAAUAUUUUCAUUCCUAAUGUGAAAAAAUUGAAUUAUUUAUACUUAUUAUAGAAAGCAUUUGAAAUUUGCACAUUUAGUUAUCUCUCAUAGAAAACAGUUGACUUUGUGUUGGCUUUCUUCAAGUUUUUCUAAAUUUGAAUGUAAAUUUUCACAUAAGUCAAAAUUUAUAAAUAAAUUAUUUAAGAACAAA